Mercenaria mercenaria is the source of this 468-nucleotide messenger RNA. Its product is annotated as putative deoxyribonuclease TATDN2. The transcript has a single exon. The record is from RefSeq and is a predicted model, not a curated record. Bases 1 to 468 code for a protein of 155 amino acids. Gene Ontology annotation, molecular function: hydrolase activity, acting on ester bonds. Lineage: Eukaryota; Metazoa; Mollusca; Bivalvia; Venerida; Veneridae.
AUGGAGCGACUAAAGACUGUUCUCCAAUUUGUCCAGGAAAAACAAGUACUGGUUCUUCACUGUCGAGGUAUGGAGGCCGAAAGCAGCGAAGUAUAUUCCUGUUUGAGGUAUAUGCUUAUGUCGAUGGUGAAGAGGGAACAGUUGAUCCACCUGCACUGCUUUAGUGUGGCUACAGCCAGACAAUGGAUCGAAGUAUUCCCAAACACCUACUUUGGGUUUACAAAGAUGGUCACUGUCCUUCCUAAGGAACAGCGGGAGGCAGUGAAGCAGAUGGAGGAGGGACGUCUACUCCUUGAGACCGAUGCCCCAUAUUUCCACUUCUUUGGACACAGAAGGUCCACCCCCGCCUUGAUAGGCAUGGUAGCCAACGAGGUAGCCAAGAUCCGCGGGGUAGAUUGGAUGCAUCUCCUAGAGGUAGCUGUCGCCAAUGCCCAGCGCCUUUACCUGAAGCGGCUUCCUCCUCAGUAA